Molecule: messenger RNA, 1776 nt
Organism: Raphanus sativus (radish)
Lineage: Eukaryota; Viridiplantae; Streptophyta; Magnoliopsida; Brassicales; Brassicaceae
Product: zinc finger protein CONSTANS-LIKE 9
Exons: 5
Coding region: 190-1296 (368 amino acids)
Molecular function (GO): zinc ion binding; protein binding
Source: RefSeq, a predicted model, not a curated record
UUUUUCUCCUAAGAGAAAGAGAGAAAGAAGCAGAGAAGAGAGAGAGAAGCAGAGAAGCAGAGAGAGAAGCAGGAGAACAAUCGGCUCUGUUUCUAAGGAUUUGUGUGUGUGUUGUCUCAGUUUUUCCCUUGAUUCAACUUCAUUAGAAGAUCAUCUUUUUAUUACCCAGGAGUCAAAGAGUGAAAGAAGAUGGGUUACAUGUGUGACUUUUGUGGUGAACAAAGAUCAAUGGUGUACUGUCGCUCCGACGCAGCCUGUCUCUGUCUCUCCUGCGACCGGAGUGUUCAUUCCGCUAACGCAUUGUCCAAGCGACAUUCUAGAACACUCGUCUGCGAGAGAUGCAAUGCUCAGCCUGCUACAGUCAGGUGUGUUGAAGAAAGAGUUUCCCUCUGUCAAAACUGUGACUGGUCUGGCCACAACAACAACAACAAUUCUUCUUCCUCGUCAAAUAAUCACAAGAGGCAAACCAUAAGCUGCUAUUCUGGUUGCCCUUCGAGCUCUGAGCUCGCCUCUAUCUGGUCUUUCUGUUUGGAGUUAGCUGGACAAUCCGGAUGUGAACAAGAAAUGGGGUUGAUGAAUAUUGAUGAUGAUGGUCAGACCAACCAAAACUGUAAUGAGGAUAAGAAAGAUGUCGUUGCUGGUGGUUCCUCUUCAAGGCCUGAAACAACUUCAUCAUUUCCUAAGGAGGUGAGAGUAUGUGAAGAUGACUUUUAUGGGAACUUGGGUAUGGAUGAAGUUGACUUGGCUCUUGAGAACUAUGAAGAGCUCUUUGGGACAGCCUUUAACACCUCUGGAGAGCUCUUUGGACAAAGUGGAAUCGAUUGUCUUUUCCAGAAGCAUCAUCAAGCAGCAGCAGCAGCAGCUCCUGAGGGAGGGAAUCUGGUGCAGCCAGCUGAGAGCAAUGAUGAUUCUUUCAUGAGUUCGAAGACCGAGCCGAUCAUUUGCUUCACAUCGAAGCCAGCACAUUCCAACAACAUAUCUUUCUCUGGAGUCACAGGAGAUAGCAGUGCUGGAGAUUUUCAAGAAUGUGGUGCAUCAUCCUCCAUGCAGCUCUCAGGGGAGCCACCAUGGUAUCCUCAAACAUCACAGGAUAACAAUGCUUGCUCACAGUCAGUAACACGUAAUAACGCGGUUAUGCGUUACAAGGAGAAAAAGAAGGCUCGCAAGUUUGAUAAGACAGUGAGGUAUGCUUCUCGGAAAGCAAGAGCUGAUGUGAGACGGCGUGUAAAAGGGAGGUUUGUCAAAGCUGGUGAAGCUUAUGACUACGACCCUCUCACCCCAACCAGAAGCUACUGAAGGAUUCUCUUUACAAAGGUAAAACAAAGUAGAUGCACAUGGCGGGGAAAAAAAACAAACAAGAAAGGGUUUUUGACUUAUGGAGGAGAGAGUUCUCAAAGUCAUAAACUGUGAAAAAAACAAGACUACUACACUCUCUGGGGUUUGAGAAGACAUUAAACUGAUGAGUAUUGUAAGCAAAUCAUUCAUUCUUGGGAUUCAAUCUGUUUUUUUUUUUGGCCUUAGGAAGCUUCAUUCUUGUUCUCUGACAAAAAAAGAAAACAUUUAUCCAAGUUGGGUUUCUGUUGCUUCAGGGGCGUUACACAGAUCAGAGUUCCAUGAAUUUGUGUUGGUAGUUGAAAAAUGCAGGGAGACUAUAGUGUAAAAAGUUAAAACAAAAUGAUUGUAUAUGACUUGUGUAUGUAUGUAUGUAUGCUCAUAAGUGCUUUGCACUGUGCAUUCUUGUAAAUUAAAGACAGUAUCCAGAAUCUUUAUCAGACA